Platichthys flesus (European flounder) is the source of this 396-nucleotide messenger RNA. RefSeq names its product T cell receptor alpha variable 18. The transcript is spliced from 2 exons. The record is from RefSeq and is a predicted model, not a curated record. The annotation marks the transcript as partial. Lineage: Eukaryota; Metazoa; Chordata; Actinopteri; Pleuronectiformes; Pleuronectidae.
AUGGAACAUCGGCUCUGGAUGAUUCUUGCUGCUCUGGUCUUUAAGUGUGAUGGAGACGACAGAGUGAUGCAGCCGAGCGGAGGCCUCACUGCUGCUGAAGGAGAGACACUCACACUGGGUUGUACUUUUCAGACCAAUGAUCCAACUCCAACUCUGCUCUGGUACAAACAACAAGUCAACGAUUUCCCAAAGCUUCUCCUGCAACGCUUCUCAACACAAGCAGAUAAUCCAGCAGAAAGACAGAGGGACAGAAGAACAGAUGCUGCUGUCAACCAGACCUCAUUUCCUCUGAAGAUCCAGAAGCUGCAGCUGUCAGACUCUGCUGUGUAUUACUGUGCUCUGCAGCCCACAGCGACAGGAAACUACACAACUCUGUACAAAAACCUGUGGAGCAAA